This is a messenger RNA of Mercurialis annua (annual mercury), 1110 nucleotides long. RefSeq names its product probable carbohydrate esterase At4g34215. The coding region runs from base 98 to 1015 and encodes 305 amino acids. NCBI's taxonomy places the organism in Eukaryota, Viridiplantae, Streptophyta, Magnoliopsida, Malpighiales, Euphorbiaceae. The record is from RefSeq and is a predicted model, not a curated record. The transcript has 2 exons.
GCUAACUACUAGUUUGCUUUCGUCCAUUAAAGAAAAAAAUUGGUGGGCAGAUACUCUCACUUUUUGCGACAUAACACGGCAAAGUGAGAGAUUGAGAAUGAUGCUUUACUUGCUGGCCAUCAUUCUUAUAGCUCAAGGCACCACUAUCAGCGAUCUCAUGGUCACAUCUCAACAAAUACCCAAAAACAUAUUUAUCCUCGCCGGACAGAGCAAUAUGGCCGGCCGUGGAGGGGUUGUUAACGAUACCAAAACCGGAAUUCCCAGAUGGGACGGCAUCGUUCCUCCUCAGAGCCAACCAAACCCAUCAAUAUUCAAACUAAGCAGCAGCCUCACAUGGAUUUUAGCCCAUGAACCACUCCACUCCGACAUCGAUUAUAACAAGACUAAUGGGGUCGGACCAGGGAUGGCAUUUGCUAACGCUGUAUUGACCAAGGACCCGGACAUCGGUACUGUGGGUCUGGUUCCGUGUGCCAUUGGAGGGACUAGUAUGAGUCAGUGGGAGAAAGGCGGGUUUCUUUAUGAUCAGCUGGUGCAGAGGACACGGGCUGCGUUGAGCAGCGGUGGAGUUGUUAGGGCUAUGCUAUGGUAUCAAGGCGAGUCCGAUACGCUAUAUGAGGAAGAUGCGGAUGCUUAUAAAUGGAGAUUAGAAAAGUUUUUCACCGAUGUCCGGGCGGAUCUGCAUCACCCAUUUUUGCCAAUCUACCAGGUGGCAUUGGCAUCUGGAGAGGGACCAUUUAUAGAGACAAUAAGAGAAGCUCAAAAAGGGAUGAAACAAGCCAAUCUGCAUUGUGUUGACGCAAAAGGGCUACCUUUGGAACCAGACCGGUUACACCUGACUAGUCCAGCUCAGGUUUAUCUGGGCCAAAUGCUAGCUGAUGCAUUCCUUCGCGCUCGCUCUACCCCAAUCCGCACUACCAUCACUUCCUAUAAUUCGUCUACAACCCUUUCUAUUUUUUCUUCUGGAUUUAUUAUUAAUACUUUAUAUCUCCUUCUCUUAUCUCUAGUCUACACAUAACUAUUCAUUAAGCAGGCCUAUGAUUCAAAGAAAUUCAAUGUCAUAAUGAUCUACGGUUUCGCCUUCUUAUAAAUUUGAUUAAAUUUUUAAUUUUU